Messenger RNA from Solanum stenotomum, 2022 nucleotides. Its product is annotated as protein phosphatase 2C 50-like. Lineage: Eukaryota; Viridiplantae; Streptophyta; Magnoliopsida; Solanales; Solanaceae. The transcript has 6 exons. The coding region runs from base 222 to 1856 and encodes 544 amino acids. The record is from RefSeq and is a predicted model, not a curated record. Gene Ontology annotation, biological process: protein dephosphorylation. Gene Ontology annotation, molecular function: protein serine/threonine phosphatase activity; cation binding.
UCUGUUUUUCUAUAUUUUUUUCAAUUACUUAUUAGGAGGAACUGAAGUGUUGGUCUAACCUUUUUUUUUUUCCUUCUUUCUUUUAUUUUUUAGUGUGUCAUUAAUGCAAGAUUGUUUUGAAACGGUAAUCAAGAAGAAGUUGGGUUGCUUUGAAUUUGGAAAAAAGUUUCAUGUUUGGUCUGCUUUGAGCUUGGAUUUGAAUAAUUUUGGUUGGUUAGAAGAUGGAAGAGAUGUUUCCAGCACUUACUGUAUCAUAUAAACAGGGAAAAUUGAUAUAUGAUGAAUCAGUAUUACCCACAUGUAUUGACUUCGCUGGAUAUGAGCUGAUCCCGAAUACGACUAGCUUGCUAUCAGAACCUAACAAGUGCAAACUUCCUUGUUCGGUGUCCAAUCAUAGAGUGUCCAGGGACAAAGCUAACCUCUUUAUGACAGUUGCUGAUUGCCAUGAAAUCAGGAAAGGGAAGAGUUUUUCUUCGACAGUUGUAGCUAAUGGGAAUUGUUUGAUUGCUAGUGAGGUAAAAGAUGGUAGAUCUAUGGACAACAAUUUGAUUUCACCAACUGAUGAGCUUUUAGGAAAUAUGACUUGUUCUGAUUCUCUAGUGGAUGAGCGUGGCGGCAUGCCUAACCAAGAAUAUACAGAUUUGGAGGUUAAGGUUGGGAGAACUCCUCCUCGGAAUGAAGACAAGAAGGUUGGUGUAUCCCAGAUUCUGAGGAAGUCUUUUUCGUGUAAUUUGGCUAGCGAGUUGGUUAGUGAGUCAGAACUCGUAAGUGAUCUUGUUUCCACUAUGGUUGUGGGUGCUGAAGAUUAUAAAAGAAAAUUAUCACCAUCCCAUCUUGAGACCUCACAAGAGAUAAAGAUAAGUAGGCCAAAUGCCUUUUGUUUUGAUUCUGUACCGCUUUGGGGACUCAUCACGAUACAAGGAAAGAGGCCGGAGAUGGAAGAUACUGCUAUAGCUUUACCAAGGUUUCUGAGAAUCCCUUCUCAUAUUUUGACGGAUGCUUCAGUUUCUCAUGCCCUGAGUCAAACACUUACAGCCCAUUUAUAUGGGGUUUAUGAUGGACACGGAGGCUCUCAGCAGGUUGCUAAUUAUUGUCAUGAGCGUCUCCAUAUGGUUUUAGCACAGGAGAUAGAUAUUAUGAAAGAAGAUUCACAUAAUGGAAGUGUUAACUGGAAGGAGCAAUGGUCAAAGGCUUUCUUGAAUUGUUUCUGUAGAGUCGAUGAUGAGGUAGGAGGGUUCUGUAGUGAAACAGACGGGAUUGAGCCUGACCUUUCAGUCAUUGCUCCUGAAGCAGUUGGAUCUACAGCUGUAGUUGCUGUUGUUAGUCCAACCCAUAUUAUUGUUGCGAAUUGUGGUGAUUCAAGGGCAGUCCUUUGUCGGGGAAAACUGCCCAUGCCAUUAUCCAUUGACCAUAAGCCAAAUAGGGAAGAUGAGUGUUCACGAAUAGAAGAAUUGGGAGGGAAGGUCAUUAAUUGGGAUGGACAUCGUGUUUCUGGUGUUCUUGCAGUUUCAAGGUCAAUUGGUGAUAGAUAUUUAAGGCCUUAUGUGAUUCCAGAUCCAGAAAUGAUGUUUGUACCCCGAGCAAAAGAAGACGACUGUCUAAUUUUAGCAAGUGAUGGCCUAUGGGAUGUCUUGACAAAUGAAGAAGCUUGUGAUGUGGCCCGGAGACGAAUUCUUCUCUGGCACAAAAAGAAUGGUGGUACUUUGAGUAGCGAAAGGGGUGAAAACGUUGAUCCUGCUGCUCAGGAUGCUGCAGAGUACUUGACACGAGUUGCUCUCCAAAGGGGCAGCAGAGAUAAUAUAUCUGUGAUUGUGGUCGACUUGAAAGCACAGAGGAAAUUCAAGAAGAAAACGUAGAGCACUAAACCAUCCUCGUAUUUCAUUUUGUGGAUGUAACAUUGGAAACUUAUCGUACAGGAUGAUAAUCAAAUCAAAUCAAAUCGUACUCAUGUUGCAGAUUUUAGCUUCCUUUUUAAUUAGGCUGUUACCGUACAUGAUGGAAGUUAUUCUGACAAUAAAAAUU